AUGAACCUGGACACCGAUCGAAUAGAUAAACAAUACACAAAACUACAGAAUCAAAUCGACAAGCUAUCAAACAGUCAAAACAAUGUUAUAAAUAAAUUCGAUUUACUAACAAAGAACGUUGAUGAUAUGAAAAAGAUUUUAAAUCAAUUCGCCGAGAAGAUAACACUUCUAGAAGAUGCAACAACUGAGAGAAGGAAGUUGAGCAAUGAGAUGAAAAUUCUGAAGAGCAGAGUUGAUGAAUUAUACACAAUCGUUAAAGACGGGAAAGAGUCAUCUGUUAAAAGCGACGAUGUCCAAGAUGUAGACUCUUGUCAUUCUGGUUUUUCUUGUUCUUCUAAGGUCACCAUGACGACGGGUCUGGACCGAGAUACGAUACGCGCGGCGUACGAAGACGUGAGGUCAGACAACUCACCCACAGAAUGGGCGGUGUUCAAGUUCGAAGGCGCGCGGAUCAUAUGCUCGGCUCGCGGCAGCGACUUUUCAGAGUUCCGCACGCAAUUCUCCGACGACGACCGUGCUUUUGGUUACCUCAGGAUGCAAAUGGGCGAUGAGAUGUCUAAGCGCAAGAAGUUCAUGUUUGUGACGUGGGUGGGGCCCAACGUGUCCGUCAUCAACCGAGCCAAGAUGUCCACGGACAAGGCGAUCAUUAAGGAUAUAAUUUCUAAUUUCGCAGUCGAACUUCAAUUGGAGAAUCAAGCUGAAAUAGACAUCGACCAAUUCAAAGAAGCUCUAAAUAGGGCGGGCGGUGCCAACUACGGUACUGGUGUUAGGGAUUUAUGAAUUAAAAAUUAAAUGUUUAAUUACCUUACCACAAA
Molecule: messenger RNA, 815 nt
Organism: Melitaea cinxia (Glanville fritillary)
Lineage: Eukaryota; Metazoa; Arthropoda; Insecta; Lepidoptera; Nymphalidae
Product: coactosin-like protein
Exons: 5
Coding region: 1-780 (259 amino acids)
Biological process (GO): regulation of actin filament polymerization
Cellular component (GO): plasma membrane; cortical actin cytoskeleton; actin filament
Molecular function (GO): actin filament binding
Source: RefSeq, a predicted model, not a curated record